Vigna umbellata (rice bean) is the source of this 1467-nucleotide messenger RNA. The record is from RefSeq and is a predicted model, not a curated record. NCBI's taxonomy places the organism in Eukaryota, Viridiplantae, Streptophyta, Magnoliopsida, Fabales, Fabaceae.
AUGAUUGAAGUUCUGCUUGCAACAGUCUUUGGCUCUGUUUUGCUACCUUUGUCAGUUCUCGCUAUCAUAAAACUUAAUCCUUCCUUGCGGAAGCAGCCACCUUCAACAAAGGUGGCUCCCUCUGUGAGCACUAACCUCCCAUCUCACUUGGGUCACAGUCUUGUCAAGGCAGCUUUGAAUGUCGGUGAUUUAAGGCGUGCCCAACAACUGUUUGAUAAUAUUCCUCAACCAGACCCCACCACUUGUUAUACAUUAAUUUCAGCUCUCACUACUUAUGGAUUUCCACAUGAGGCUUUAAGGCUCUAUGCUUCGCUUCGGGAACGUAAGAUCAAACCCCAGAACUCUGUGUUUCUGGCUGUUGCCAAGGCCUCUGGUGCCUCUGGUGAUCUCUUGAGAGUCAAGGAGAUUCAUGAUGAUUCCAUUCGAUGUGGGAUGAUUUCUGAUGUUUUCUUAGGAAAUGCAUUGAUUCAUGCCUAUGGGAAGUGUAGAUGCACUGAAGGUGCAAGACGGGUUUUUGAUGAUUUGGUUGUGAAAGAUGUGGUUUCUUGGACCUCCAUGUCUUCAUGCUAUGUCAAUUGUGGAUUGCCCAGACAAGGCCUAGCUGUUUUUCGCGAGAUGGGACGGAAUGGGGUGAAGCCUAAUUCAGUGACAGUGUCUAGCAUUUUGCCUGCGUGCUCGGAAUUGAAAGAUCUGAAGUCUGGAAGGGCUAUUCAUGGAUAUGCAAUGAGACAUGGGAUGAUGGAAAAUGUGUAUGUCUGCAGUGCUCUUGUGAGCAUGUAUGCUAGAUGUUUGAGUGUUAAACCGGCUAGACUAGUUUUUGAUUUGAUGCCUCAUCGAGAUGUUGUGUCUUGGAAUGGACUUUUAUCGGCAUACUUCACAAACAAAGAAUAUGAGAAGGGUCUUGCCCUGUUUUCCCAAAUGAGGAGCAAAGGAGUCAAAGCAGAUGAAGCUACAUGGAAUGCUGUUAUUGGGGGUUGCAUGGAAAACGGGAAAAUAGAGGAGGCAGUGGAGAUGCUUAGGAAGAUGCAAAACAUGGGAUUUAAACCUAAUCAAAUUACAAUUAGUAGUUUUUUACCGGCUUGCUCUUUUUUAGAAAGCUUGAGGAUGGGCAGGGAGGUACAUUGCUAUGUCGUUAGGCAUUGGUUAAUUUGGGACUUGACAACCAUGACUGCGGUGGUAUACAUGUAUGCUAAAUGUGGUGACUUGAAUCUUUCAAGGAAUGUGUUUGAUAUGAUGCACAGAAAAGAUGUUGUUGCUUGGAACACGAUGAUAAUUGCUAAUACAAUGCAUGGAAAUGGAAAAGAAGUACUUAUGCUGUUCGAGAGCAUGCUUCAGUCAGGGAUGAAGCCCAAUUCUGUUACUUUUACUGGUGUUCUGUCUGGUUGUAGCCACUCAAGGUUGGUAGAGGAAGGACUCCAGAUCUUUAAUUCAAUGGGUAGGGAUCAUCAAGUCGAACCUGAUGCUAAU